This is a messenger RNA of Carassius gibelio (silver crucian carp), 5504 nucleotides long. RefSeq names its product transcriptional repressor scratch 1-like. The transcript has 2 exons. The record is from RefSeq and is a predicted model, not a curated record. Lineage: Eukaryota; Metazoa; Chordata; Actinopteri; Cypriniformes; Cyprinidae. Gene Ontology annotation, biological process: regulation of DNA-templated transcription. Gene Ontology annotation, molecular function: RNA polymerase II cis-regulatory region sequence-specific DNA binding; DNA-binding transcription factor activity, RNA polymerase II-specific. Bases 604 to 1536 code for a protein of 310 amino acids.
GGUCUGUCUGUCUGCGUGUGUGAAGGCACAGACGGUUCAGUAGUAAUGUGAUGUGUGUCCCGAGGGAUGUUUGAUGGAUUAAUGCUGAGCAGCUCCAUUGCGAUGUACCACCUGAUCUCACUCCCACCGUCUGCCUCUAUAAAACCUGCCUGACUGCUGAUCUCAGCUAGUCUCUCAGUCUCUCCUCUCUCUGUCUGUCUCUCUUUCUUCCUCUCUCUCUCUCUCUUCUCUAUCUCUUCCUGCUCUCCGCCUCUGCUGCAGGCCAGGAGCUAUCCAGUGCUGAACAAGUGAAUUUUUUCUUUUUUCCAGCAGCGUAAGCGGUUGUGUGUGUGUACAGUAGCAGGCACACACGCACACAAACACACACACAGUAUUGUACCACCAGACAUCUCUCUCUCCUCCUGCGUGCUCUUCAUUUUUCCUUCAUCUAGACAUUGUUAAUUUUUUUUAAUUUCUGGAACGUGGAUCUUUUUUUUUUUUUUACAAACGGAUUUCAUUCGGGACGAUUUUUUCACCAGGGUUUUUGUGUGUGUGCAUGUGUGUCCGUCUGCGGCCGAUGUGAAGGAUUUCUGGUGCGUCUGUGUGCGUGCGACCGUGUGAACCAUGCCUCGCUCGUUUCUGGUGAAGAAAAUCAAACUGGAUGAUUUCUCCUCGUCUCCUGUGUCAGCAUCUAAUCAUCAUCACCAUCAUCAUCUCGAUGACUCCUUCACACGCUCUCGCUCCAGCCUGGGCGUCCGGCUUUGUGAAAAUGGCUACAUCCAGGAUUACAUCAGCUCUUCUGAAUACACAGAGGAGAAGCAGGCCGACACGAAGCUGAGCUCGGAUCCGUUGUACUCCCCAGUCAGCAGCGGAGGAGGGGAGUACUGCCAACCAGACCUGGAGCACCCGGACAGCCCUCAGUCCGGCCUCACGGCCCGCGAGUACUUCAGCAGCGAGAGCGAAUCUCUCAGUGAGGGAUACACCAUGGAUGCAUUCUUCAUAUCUGACGGCCGAUCAAGGAGAAAGGGAGAGGUCACGGAAGCAAGGAAAGCCGAAACAGAGGAGAAAGAAGUGGCUUCGGUGAACCACGGAGGUCCCCGACACACCUGCAACGAAUGCGGAAAGACCUACGCCACUUCAUCCAACCUGAGCCGACACAAGCAGACCCACCGCAGCCUUGACAGCAAGAUGGCACGCAAGUGUCCCACCUGCAACAAGGUUUACGUGUCCAUGCCGGCGCUGGCCAUGCACAUCCUCACUCACGACCUCAAGCACAAAUGUCACGUGUGCAGCAAAGCCUUCAGUCGGCCCUGGCUUCUUCAGGGGCACAUGCGAUCGCAUACGGGAGAAAAACCCUUCGCCUGCGCCCACUGUGGGAAAGCCUUCGCCGACCGAUCCAACCUACGAGCGCACAUGCAGACACAUUCGGCCUUCAAACACUACAGCUGCAAGCGCUGCAAUAAGACCUUCGCGCUGAAGUCCUACCUGAACAAGCACUAUGAGUCCGCCUGCUUCAGAGGCUCCGGAGACGAGGAUGAGUCUGGCUCCGAGAAUUAGCAAAAAGAAGAAAUGAAGAUGAGUUAAUGCUCUCAAAAAUCCCCCCCACGGACUCCCUACACAUACCCCACUUUCCCUUUUUUAGAAAGCAAUAUUUUGACCAAGAAAAAAACCAAACCAACCCAAUAAUAAGAAGACAAUAACGAAUAGAUGCUGGAUUUUUUUCUUUGGUAAAAAAAAAAAAAAAGACCCUCUCAUAUAGACACGUACAAUUAUGAGGCCAGGCAUGCAAAUUUUUAUGAACAUAAUACUGUUAAUAACGAUAGUAAUAAUAUUUAGAUUCCUGAUGUUUUAUAGCAAAUCAUGAAAAAAGACAUAAAAAAAAAAUUACAGCAACAGGUUUGUGCUUUUUUUGAGAAAUGAAAUCGAUUUGUAUUUUUAUGCUGCUCUUUUAUUUUGAAUUCUUUUGCAACUGCCAACACAAACUUUUUAUGAAAAUGUGAAUAAUGACAGUAUUUGCAAAAAAAAAGAAAAAAAAAGAAAAAAGAUUGUAGACCUCUGAAAAGGUACAAACUUUUGUUACACUUUUGGUAUUUUAUUUAUAAUUGUUAUUUUUAUAUUCAAAGUUUCCUGCAGUUUCUUGGUUCCAUUAUUUAUUGGUUUAUUUAUUUAUUUAUUGUGCCAAUCAUGCCCUGUAACUAUGUGAGCAGAGGAACCGUCGCUCUGUUUACCAUACGGAGGAAACAGCACUCAAGACUAAACAUUUCAAUGAUCUCCAAACAUUUGAAACACUCAUGAUACGGACGACAGGGACUUUCAACAACAUCUUUAGCAGAUCUCUGGUCGCUCCUCUGCUGGGCUUCCUCAAACUAAAACAGACUGCAUGUGCUCCAGAAUCCUGGAGCCCCGCCCCUUGUCUUCCUGCUCCUUGAUUACCUCACCCAGAGGCAGGUAUGACCUCUAACCUCUGCUCUGUACACGCUCUCAAAGCCCAUCACACAAACCUCAUUUCUACCAUUCCAGUAUUGUUGAGUAUUUAUGCAUUUAUUUAUGCACUAUUUUCAUUUUCUUAUUUAUUUCAUGUGUAUUUAUUUAUUUAUGUACCUAUCUAUCUAUUUAUUUAUUUAUCCUCUGUGUCAUUGGAUACUGAACUGCCGUUGACCUUUUAAGAUGCUGCUCUUUAAUGAAAAUCUUUAUAUGCAUGAUUCAGCUGUAGAGGGAUUUUAUUCUUUUUCGAGAGGGACGGUAUGCAGUGUUUGAAAGCAGAUGAAUUCAGGUGAUGAUGCUUUGUUUAAUGGGCAAUAAUUCUUCUUAGGUACAGCAACUUGUAUAAUCACAGCUGUCCUGUUAGCAGUCAAUGUAGGGCAAUAAACAAAAACCUCCUUAAUAUCUCAAAGGUCAUUCUCACCAUUUCGUUGUUUCUAGAACUCCAUUUCUUGCUAAGACCAUCCAGAAUGUCUAUAUAUGGUGUGUAUGUGUGACUCCACCCACAUUUGUGACAUCACAAUUCAUCUCAUUGCCAGAUGCCAAACAAUUUAGUAAUCCAGAAAUCUUUUACAUCUUAACACCAAAUAAAAAAGCAUAAACAAAUAUUUAUAAAUCCCCAAAAGUUCAAAUUGAACUCAACAGAUGCCUGCUUAACACGCUUGUUUUUUUGUACUUACAAAUUAAAAUGCCAUUUUAAUACGAAAAUCAGCAGCAAUAAACCUUUUUCUAUCAGAACUUUUACUAUUAUUAUCACAAUCUUAUUUCUCAGCAAUAGUUUUGAAUGCAACGAUAAAAAGUCUAACCCACAGCAUGACAUAUUUCAUGAAUUUGUCUUUAGCUGUCCAAAUAAAUCCCAUCAUAAGCAGCGGCCGCCAGUCGAUGACAUGAAAAUGACGUGAAAUAGGAGUCCCAAAUCCUAGACCCAGAAAUAAUGAAUCUCUCCCCCGCCGAAUGGCCAAUCAGGAUGGAUUAUUCAGUGUUUGGGAGAAAGGAGUGCUGGAUUCAGAACAGAGAUGAAACAAAAUAGAGGCUUAAUGGCAGCAUUGAUGGGAAUAGCUGAGCAUAUGGUGCCAAUGUGCCGCCACCUAUACAAUAAAGAUCUGAAGGAUAUUCGGAGAUGAAAGGAUGAGAAGUGCAAUCAGAAUAUGACAGUGUAAAUCAGCUGCCUCUUUGCUGUCUCUCAUCUGACAUUUUUUAAUAAAAAUAAAUUUAGCUCCAUCUUGAGAAAUGAAACCUUGCAUAGGACAAAAUGCAUCUGCAUAUAUGAUGCAGCUCGUGUCAAAGUGAAUAGAAUCGGUGUCCACUCCACCAAAAAGGGUUAACAGGUGUUGGUGGACAGACUGUAGUCUAAGAGCAUAAUUGAGUCUGAGUUUGACCUUGUGAGGAAGGUCGAGCAGCACCGGCCAAAGGCUCUGUCAGCGUUUUGCAUAUUGUAAAAAGGACGGCACAAUCUCAGUAAUGGGCCAAAACCUGCGGGGAAUAGAUAAUGAGUUUCUCCUCCCACUUUUCUUCUGCUCUUCGCCUCUUUUCCACCCAUUCCUGACCUCGUACACUGGCACGCUGUGUCUCACCGUGUCCAAGCAGCUCAUUGCUGAUGGACAUCAGUCAGAAAUAUAACAACCACUGUUCAAAUAAAAAUGCACCGUCUGGAAUUGAUUUUCAAGAAUAUUUUUACUUAAAAAAUAAUAAUAAUACUUAAUCACUGAUAGAAUGAUCACAAUUUAAAAUGUUGACAUGAAAUGUUAAGACAUUUAGAAUUUUACAAAAGAUUUCUAUUUCAAAUAAAAAACAUUCUAUUCAUCAAAGAAUCCUGAUGAAAUGUAUCACCAUUUCCACAAUAAUAUUAAGCAGCAAUAUUAACUGUUUUCAACAUUCAUAAUAAGCGACACUGAAGACUGGUGUAAAGAAUGCUUAAAAUUCAGCUUUGCAAUCAUAAAUCAAGUUUUACAUUUUUAAUGUAAUAAUAUUUCACAAUAAAACAUUUUUACAGUAUUACUGAUCAAAUAACUGCUGCCUUGGUUAGCAUAAAAGACUUUAAAAACGAUACAAAGUUUACUUUUUAAUGGUAGCGUGUAUGAAAAAUACACAAAUGUUAUCUAACAGAUAGAUUAUGUAGAAAUCUUUGUCCUUUCAUUUUAAAUAUUUGGAGUACAUUUUUUUUUGGCAAACCCUAAUUCAUUUCUGACCCUAAUGGACAUUCAUUCUGCUUUUACUUCUAAAUCAUCCUUUCAUAUUUUUGACACACCCACAGCUGUGUAGAAUCAGUCUGUUAUGAAUAUUCAUCUGGAUAUUUUCCAUUGUAAUAGGCUUGAAUUCAGAGUCAAUUUUACUUAUGCAAAGCUUGAUGUAUCUUAGAUGAGCUCUUUUAAAGACUAUCCCAAAGGACUACCACCAUCUCUUUGUUUUCAAAAAUAUCAUUUUCCCACAAAUGUUCAGAAAUGUGAGAUAACUGAAGAGACUGAGAAAUGAAAGCUUUUUUCCCUGUUUUUCCUGAAACAAGUGUAAAUAUGUGUGUAUAUAGAUCUCAGCAAUAAUGAGACACCGCAUGCGAGCCGAUCCCGUUGCUUUUACCUUUUCUGAGCCGUUUAACCCUGGACAGGCUGAACAGGAUCAGGGACUUCAUUAGCUCAUUACCUGCUGUAGCUACCAGCAAUAUUAACAAUGCUAAGCAUUCUCUCUCUGUUCACCAGGAUCUACCCUGAUUUCUUUGUCUCUGAUCCCUCUUUUUCUCUCCUGUUCUUUUUUUCUCCUUUUGUGGAAGUGCCCAGCCUGGCUGAACAAUAAUAUGAAGUGCCAAAAAAAUAAAGAGUUAUUUCCAUGACAAAAGCCUUCAGCAUAUGGUAGGCAACUCACAGCCCUCCAUAUGGUCCUUGAGAGAUUUCAGAUUGUCUCUCUUCUUUUCCCUUGCCUUCUUUCUCUAUCUUCCUGCCUCCCUGUGUAAAAACGUAAAGAUUUUUCCACUUCUGAUAUUACAUUUUGCCUGUUAUGAAGGGUUAAGCCAAUAGUGAUGUUUAUGGACAAUAAAAUCAAUAGCACAAGCA